UUCUUUUCAUGGAUACAGUAUCUUCAUAGAUAAUCUUCUGUAUCUUCAGAAAGACUUCUUACUUUCCGUGUGGCCUCAGAAGGCCUAGUUCUGUCUUCAUUUUGAGGUCAGGGAAAAAAUGACGGGUUGUCCUUGGACUGGAUUGAGAUGAUGAAUCUAUGAAAUAUAUUACAUAAGAUACUAUAAAAACAAGGCUAAAUUCCCAUACACCAAAGGAAUCAAACUGAAAAUGGACAAGCCUGCAAACAACAUGAAGCAAAUUUGACACAAAACAGAUAUUUCACUGUGUACAAACAAUAGCUCUUGGCUGAUAAACGGAAACAAGUUUUAAGGUUGUUUGUAUUGUCAUGAGAUCAUGUAUUGCAGAAUCACGUCUCCAUCAAAUGACUGGGGAUUUUCUGAUUGCAUAUCAAGGGUCUGUAAAAAAGAUUUUUCAGAUAUUAUUUGCUAAUAGCUAAUAGAGUGAUUUUGUUCUAGAUCUCUAUUUUCUAGUCUUGAUAAAAACAGUGUAAUCUUCUACGUCCCUAAGAAAGCUUCUCUCUGUGUUGGCAAGGAAAUGAUAGAAGAAUGUAAUUAAGCAAAGAUGACCCUAAAGUGAAAUGUGGAUUCUUUACAAUAUACAAUGUCCUUCCCACCAGCCACAUGUGUUUGUCAGAUGUUUACAGAAUCUUCAUUAACUAAGAGCCUUGCUAGAUAACAGAAGCUGAAGCAUGGCAUCAAUGACUCUGAUAAGGGCAAGUGUACGACCAAUCUGCUUGACAACUGACAAGAGGCUGGGGUUUGAAGCAGACUGCAAAAAGAGCACAAGAAAGUGAUUUGCAAAGGGCAUUCCAGUUGUUAGCCUUACAUCUUCUUUCCUCUGUCUGUAAUGAAACAAGACUGUUAAUCAGCUAAAAUACCCUUGUCCUCUUGUCUCUCCACCAGAAAGUAAAUAUAGAAGAAAUGCAUUGUUUUGGAGUAUUAGCUGCACUGUCUGUUUUCAACAUCAUUGCUUGUUUGACAAGAGGCAAGCCUUUGGAAGACUGGGACAAGUUAUCAGCUAUGGGAAAGUCUGAUGCACACUUUCAUGAUCCUGGGGAAGUAGAAGAUGAGUCCCAUUUUGACUUUAAAUCUUUCCUGGAGAAUAUGAAGACGGAUUUACAAAGGAGUUUGAAUUUGUCAAGAGUUCCCUCACAAGUGAAGACUAAAGAAGAACCACCACAGUUCAUGAUUGAUUUAUACAACAGAUAUGCUGCAGACAAGUCCUCCAUCCCUGCAUCCAAUAUUGUAAGGAGCUUCAGUACUGAAGAUGUUGUUUCUUUAGGUUCACCAGAAGAAAAUCCAUUUCAGAAACACAUUUUGUUCUUCAACAUCUCUAUUCCACAAUAUGAGGAAAUCACCAGAGCUGAACUGAGAAUUUAUGUCUCCUGUCACAGAGAAGCUGAGUCUCUCUCUAGGCUGGAAGGCACCAUGGUCAUUUAUGAUGUUCUAGAUGAUGGACACUGGGAAAACCCAGAAAGUACCAAAUCUUUCCUUGUCUCCCACAGUAUCCAGAAGUGUGGUUGGGAGAUGUUUGAAGUGUCCAGCGCUGUGAAAAGAUGGGUCAGAGCAGACAAACUGAAGACUAAAAACAAGCUAGAGGUUGUUAUAGAGAGUAAAGUUCUGAGUGGUUUCACUUGUGAGAAGCUGGAUAUCAGUGUUGCCCCGGAUGCUAAAAAUCUGCCCCUGUUAAUGGUGUUCUCCAAUGACCGCAGCAAUGGGACAAAAGAGACCAAAGUAGAGCUCCGGGAGAUGAUUGUUCAUGAACAAGAAAGUGUGCUAAAGAAGCUAGGAAAGCACAACACUUCAUCUGAAGAGGACGAACAGGGAGAGGAAAAGGCCAUCACUGGGCCGCACCAGCAUUCCUCCAGAAGCAAGAGAAGCAUUGGGGCCAACCACUGCCGGAGAACUUCCCUCCAUGUGAACUUUGAAGAGAUUGGCUGGGAUUCCUGGAUCAUCGCACCAAAAGAUUAUGAGGCUUUUGAGUGUAAAGGAGGUUGCUUCUUCCCUCUGACAGAUAACGUUACCCCAACGAAACAUGCUAUUGUCCAAACUCUGGUGCAUCUCCAAAACCCAAAGAAAGCCUCCAAGGCCUGUUGUGUUCCAACCAAACUGGAUUCAAUCUCCAUUCUUUAUAAGGAUGAUGCCGGUGUGCCUACUUUGAUAUAUAACUAUGAAGGGAUGAAAGUGGCAGAAUGUGGCUGCAGGUAGCAUACAAGGCAGAAUCUCUAAGAAUAAGAAUACCCCCUUUUUCUGCUCUGUGUAAAUCUGUACAGCAGCGAUGCAAAUGAAAAUCCUUGCAAACAAGGUUUGGAGCAGGGUAUGGGGCUGCUUUGGGGUUUGCUGCUUGUUUUAAAGGAAAAUUGUCAUUUAGAGAAUGGCAAUUAUUGUAAAUAGCCAGCAUUACAUAUCAUGGCAAAGUGAAUACUGGAUUAAAAUAUUGUGAGAUUGAAUGAACUAUACA
Messenger RNA from Pipra filicauda (Wire-tailed manakin), 2482 nucleotides. It is a transcript of the gene GDF2, whose product is annotated as growth differentiation factor 2. Bases 943 to 2229 code for a protein of 428 amino acids. The record is from RefSeq and is a predicted model, not a curated record. The transcript has 2 exons. Gene Ontology annotation, biological process: SMAD protein signal transduction; BMP signaling pathway. Gene Ontology annotation, cellular component: extracellular region. Lineage: Eukaryota; Metazoa; Chordata; Aves; Passeriformes; Pipridae. Gene Ontology annotation, molecular function: cytokine activity; growth factor activity.